AUGCAUUGGCUGGGUCACGCAGCGGGAGUAUGGGGCAUAACGUGGGCAGACCCAUCGAGAUUCUGGCCGAGGUACUCGAGGUAUACAGUCUCGUCCGUUUCUCGAUGUUUCCAAGGAUCUCGUACCCUAUUCCCAGUAGUAAUCAACACGUACGCCUGGCAACAGCACGCAAGCAGUGUCAAAGUAACUGGAACCAGGGCAGCUAUCCCUGGUACAGUGGGAAUAAACAAACUCGUUGUCUCCAAGGUUUACAAUGGUAUGGAGCUGCGUGGUCAGGGUAAUGCAAUGAGCAGAACUACGUCUUACGACCCUUCAACCAUCCAUCACCAACCAUCGUCUCUAGUUCCAAACAAAACCCACUCAACCCUCCCGAAUUCAUCAAUCCCCAUCAUGACUCGCUCCCACAAGGCAAACAACCGCAACCACGCCGCUCUCGCCAACGGUACUGCUCUCCCCGAGGAACAUAUUCCCAAGUAUUUUGCCAAGCACGGCUUCCUUGACAACGAGCCUAAGAAGGUCAAGAAGAACGGGGGUGGCCGCUCCAACUGGGGUAACGCUGGCGAAGAAGUCCUCGACGAGAACUUUACAUUUGCUCAUGCCCGCCGCCGGUCCAACAGCAGCAGCUACACCAGUGGUCAGUAUGACUUCAAGACCAAGUUCGACGUGAACGAGCCGGAGCCUGUGUUCGAGGAGAGCAUGGGUGCCGAGUUUGAUGAAGAAGAGACCCUGGCCAAGACGGACACCUCGUCCAGCAACGGCAGUGUCAAUGGCGAGGACAAGAUGGCCAAGAGCCUCUAA
Messenger RNA from Pyricularia oryzae 70-15, 798 nucleotides. RefSeq lists its product as uncharacterized. Bases 1 to 798 code for a protein of 265 amino acids. The transcript is spliced from 7 exons. The record is from RefSeq and is a predicted model, not a curated record. Lineage: Eukaryota; Fungi; Ascomycota; Sordariomycetes; Magnaporthales; Pyriculariaceae.